GGUACAUACACUCCUACCAUACCCAACUGCCUCUUGGUGGUUUCAUAGCAAAGGAAUCAAAGGAUAGCGAAAUAGCGGACAGGACGGACACUGAAUAGCUUAACACUCUUGCCUCUUUCCUCAAUAUAAAGAGAACUGCUGAUGUCAGGGACCAUAGGCAUAUCGAGAUUGGCAAGGGCUCAAACCUUCUCAUUCACUCCAGUAGCUAGAACUACGCAACGACUCCCUCAUGGCUACUGUCUAUCCCCUUGUAUACGCCAGCAUCGUCUUCAAAGAGUUAUAACCUUAGAAGGAUAUGACAAGCAUGUCGGACUUAUUCUCAGCACCAACACCAGAUCAAUAUCAACAUCCUCUGUUGCUCUCAAACGUCGUCCCCAGACAAUCCUUAAUAAGAUGGCCACAAAGCGUGAUCCCCAAAAAGCCUCUGCAAGCUCGACAAGUCAAAAAGCUACAAAGGCUCUUUCAGGAUCUGCAUCGAUAGAACACCCAACCUAUAUCACCACGCCCUCUAUAUCGGCCAAGGAAAUGGUCAAAGCAAUAGAGUCAAGUCGAUAUGGAUCUGCAGCGAAACUAACACCAUCGUGGACUCAGUCAAUACCAGAAUCAUCAGAAUCGUCAGAAUUAUCAGGAUCAAUGCCCGCAGGCUCACUGGGAGUCGAUCCGUUUGUAAAAGCAGUAGAUCCUUUUGCUAAUCAACUUGAAGCAGCCAUCGAAGCCAGCAAACGUAUCGCGGAUAUUCCUCAUGAGAAAGCUAUUGGCACCACAAAGAUGGUCGGUGUAGACAGCGCUCGAAUCCCAGAUGUUCAAGCAAAGUACUUGCUAGGCCCAGCACGAUGGGAAUCCGUCAUGGCAAAAAAUGUGAAGAUUAAAAAUGUUACUCCGAGAAAUAGACCCAAAAUCGCGACACUGGAACACGGUUUAGACAGAGUUCUAUUCAAUCCUGGCGUCCAUUGGCUGCAAGAUCCACGGUCGAUGGUAUACAACUUCGAUCCCUAUUUACGAUCGAUCUGUCAACCUGAAGAUUUCGAUUACGACGCUUUACCAGCUUACAAAACGUCUUCUCUGGAUCCAACUUUGUACAAAAUGGCUUUGAGUCAUAAAGCAAAGUACACUGGAUCAACAUCGUCUAUGACUACCAUCCUUUCACAGUUCUACUUUUUGAUUUCAGGAUGGAAACCACUUAAAACAAGUCAUCUCUCUGAAGCAUUUAAAUCACAGCCAAAAGGUUUCACCAGACUUUCUCGGGCACCCGCCACAAUCCAACUUGUAUAUAAAGGAAAGGGUGUUUAUGCAAUUGAUGCGGACAAAACAUUCGAUUCGUCAACAGUCCUCAUGCAGCUUGGUAAAUCAAUGGAGAAAAUGCUGACAUCGACUCCAGAAGAGUUUGCAAGGUUCACAAAGGCAAAUUCAUGGCAGGUGACGAAAGAAGAAAGAGAGCAACCUGAGGCCUUCAACUAUAUUGCAGUUGACAAGUUCCUUCUGCGAUCUCAAUUAGAUUGUGAGGAUCCUCGACUGCCUGGUAAAACCUUUGAUCUUAAGACUCGAGCAGCUGUAGCCAUCCGUCUCGAUGUCCAUAACUAUGAAUUAAACCAAGGAUACCAACUUAACAAGUUGCAUGGAUAUCUGGAGAGCUUUGAACGUGAGUACUACGACAUGAUGCGAUCAGCGUUCCUCAAGUAUAGUCUUCAAGUGCGUAUAGGACAGAUGGAUGGCAUCUUUGUGGCCUUCCACAACACGGCUAGAGUAUUCGGAUUCCAAUAUAUCUCUUUAGAUGAAAUGGAUUCACGGCUGUUUGGCACGAGCGUCAUGGGAGACGAGUGUUUCAAAAAUCAGCUCAGACUCUUGAACAGGACAUUAGAUGAAAUUACAGCAAAGUAUCCCCAUCAAGACCUCAAAAUUACAGUCGAUACAGACGAGACAAUUCAGACUAUGAAUGUCUGGGUCGAGACCAUGCCCUUAGGAGCAGCCUCGUCUCCAAAUGGACAGAAUGCAGAGGUUACUUUCGACGAAGAUGGUAUUCUAGAGAUGCAACCGGGUGCGGAACUAAGUUUGUGGCAAAUUGUUUGCUAUUCUGACAUCAAUGGUGUACCUACAGUUGGACCUUUCGAGUUGAGUGGACGCGCCGCAGAUAAAUGGGAACUCCGAUACAAGAUCGCGGAGCUGAAGAAACCUCAUAUGAUGAAUGAGUAUCGUCGCAUGAAAGCUAUCCAAGCUGAAAUCUUGUCAGAUGAUGAAGAACGGGAGUUUGCCGUCGCUGCUGCUGCUGCUGCGUCAGCUGGCCGCAAAAUUGACAAUAUUGAAGGCAUUGGGUUAGAGAAUAAACGUGAAAGAGUGGCCUCUAAGCGUGACCAAAUGAGGGCUAUGCUACGCCGAAUUAGUGAACAAGGCAGGGUCAAGCAAGAAAAUGAGGAGCGGCACCAGGCAGACAAAGAGUUUUUGGUAUGGGAACCUAAAGGUUAUACUAAAAUCAAGAAUCUUCCAAUGUCAUCGCCUGUGGCUGUUUCAGAACAACCUCUACCAAAAAAGGAGGAAUCCGAGGAUGUAGUUCAAUCCAAGGUUCAGUCCUCUUCCCAACCGUUCAUUAAAAAACCAGAGGAUGAAGUAGUCAUUGAACCAUCACCUACAUCAACAGCAACAAUAUUGUCAGCGCCGUCACCACCGCGGCAAGAAUCAAUAGCUGCUAGACUGGUGCGUCGACUGAGAGAGUCGGAGUCUGCAUCCACAACUGACUCUCUCUCUGAAAUCACGAUGGAUGCGCCUUCAUCUACGAUCCCUGCGGCCUACUAUCGUCGUGGUUAUGACAGCAAAUUGAUCAAGCUUGCUAUCAAAGACCUACUGCUUCUUCAAAAGUCAAUGUCCGGGCGGUUGGAAGACAAGGAGGAGCAGAAAAUGCUUGACAUCAUCAAAGAGAGACAUAGCUGGUUGGUGACUAGCUUAAACCCUUUCGAUGAGAUCCGACUCAAGCUGCUGCAAAUCCCUCCUAAUUUUGAAGAAUUCGGUCAGCUCGAUAGAGAACACUUGUUGCGUAUAUCGAGGCUAUUUGGCCAACCAACAUAUCUUCGGACAGACUUGCUCACGGAUUAUUCUCUGCGCCGUAAUUUGAUGCGGGUCACUCCAAAGUUCCGUUAUAGGCUCCAUUUGGACUACUUUCACAAUUGGAUUCACAAAGUUGCAACACAGAAGGGGGAUGCACAACCCUUCAAAAGCAUUAAUGAUUAUCUGUCCCUGGACGACGAAGAUGCUCUGAUGCGAACUGCGCAUGGAUUGAAUAUCACAAAUAAGAUGAUCACUACACAUGAGCUCGCUCAGGGUUUGGAUAGGAAGAAUGCAAUCAAGAAGGCUGUCCUCACCCAAAUCUUUUAUGCUGAGAAGGCUUUUACGGAUGCAGAGCUCCAAGCGAUCGGUUUCUACCCUAGAAUUUUUGAUGCUGACACAUUCAAAACGAGUCGAGAUAUCCUCAGGGGUAUUGGUAGAAACUACAAGGAUAUCAGUCAGCUUCCUAGGUGGGAUUCGCCCAAAGAAACCGUUUCCGAGUAGUCAAUUAGCAUAUUAUGAAAUGUAUCACAUAAAGA
Lobosporangium transversale is the source of this 3572-nucleotide messenger RNA. Its product is annotated as mitochondrial protein Pet127-domain-containing protein. The coding region runs from base 142 to 3537 and encodes 1131 amino acids. The record is from RefSeq and is a predicted model, not a curated record. NCBI's taxonomy places the organism in Eukaryota, Fungi, Mortierellomycota, Mortierellomycetes, Mortierellales, Mortierellaceae. Gene Ontology annotation, biological process: mitochondrial RNA 5'-end processing. The transcript has 5 exons. Gene Ontology annotation, cellular component: mitochondrion; mitochondrial envelope.